Erigeron canadensis is the source of this 2247-nucleotide messenger RNA. Its product is annotated as (E)-beta-ocimene synthase, chloroplastic-like. The transcript is spliced from 7 exons. The record is from RefSeq and is a predicted model, not a curated record. NCBI's taxonomy places the organism in Eukaryota, Viridiplantae, Streptophyta, Magnoliopsida, Asterales, Asteraceae. The coding region runs from base 141 to 1925 and encodes 594 amino acids. Gene Ontology annotation, molecular function: terpene synthase activity; magnesium ion binding. Gene Ontology annotation, biological process: diterpenoid biosynthetic process.
CAUUUCUAAACCCCUUUCCAUUUAUACUCUCGAUGAUAUAUAAAUAGCAUAUGGGUUCUCUUUGGAACUUCAAAUUAUGAAAGUCCCUUUAAACUCUAUCUGAUAAAACCGGUGUCCUAAUUAGUAAUUACAUAGUUAGAAUGGCCCUUACACUUUGUCAUAUUACCUCUAAUCCCAAAAGUUUCUUUGACUUAUCCAUUCAAAAAAACAAUUUCACACAAAUCCUAAGACAAAAGAGUUCACAACAUUAUGCAAUAAAAUGUGAAGCCAAAAACAAUGCGAUGCAAACAACAAAUUACAAGCAAAGUGUUUGGAGUCAUGAGUUUAUCAAUGGCCUGGACACCAAUGUCUCUAUGAACUGGAAUGAGAAGAUGGCCAAAGUUGAGAAGCUAGAGGAUGAUGUGAUGAAAAUGAUUAUGGAUUAUGAAAAUGAUGGUUCGAGUACUUUAACACUACUCCUGGAGCUCGUAGAUAACAUUGAAAGGUUGGGGCUUGGCUAUCGGUUUCAAACCAAUAUAAUGAGAGCACUCAACAAAGUAGCCUCUCUAAAUGAUCAACACGACUUGCGACUUGAAGAAGACAAUCUGCAUGCAGUGUCUCUUAAAUUCAGGCUUCUUAGACAACAUGGUUAUAGUGUGUGCGAAGAUUUUCUUGAGAGAUUCAAGGACAUCGAUGGUGGUUUGAGAGGAUUUCUAGGUAAGGCGGACGUCAAAUCUUUGUUAAGUCUUUAUGAAGCUUCAUAUCUUGCACUUGAAGGGGAAACAAGUUUGCAUGAAGCCAAGUUAAUGGCGACUGAGAUUUUGCUGAAACUAAAUCGUCUUGAAAACGAAGCAAUGUAUGACCAAGUAAAUCAUGCAUUGGAAACCCCAUUGUAUCGCAGAAUGCUUAGGCUAGAAGCUAGAUGGUACAUUGAUGCAUAUGGUAAACAAGAAGAUGCAAACAAACUUUUACUUGAGCUUGCAAUAUUGGAUUUCAAUAUGGUUCAAACAACACACAAGAAAGACCUACAAGAAGUCUCAAAAUGGUGGAAAGAUAUAGGCCUAGCAAGAAAGUUGAGCUUCAUCAGAGACAGAAUCAUGGAAUGCUUCUUUGGUAGUGUUGGAGGGACAUUUGAACCUCAAUACAGUUCUUGCCGUCUUGGAAUAACAAAAGUUUUCGCGUUGAUAAAUACGAUUGAUGACAUUUUUGAUCACUAUGGAUCUCUAGAUGAACUCAAGGUCUUUAACAGCGCUGUCAAGAGGUGGGACAUUAACGCAAUUGAAGCUAUGCCAGAGUAUCUACAAGUUGGCUUCUUAGCGCUUUUCAACACUGUUAACGAAAUUGGUUAUGACACAUUGAUUGCACAAGGAAGAAACCCCAUACCAAUCCUUGCAAAAGUGUGGGGAGACUUAUUUGAAGCAUUCAUGGUGGAAGCAAGGUGGAGUGGUAGCAACCACAUGCCAACACUUGCAGAAUACCUAGACAACGCAUGGCGAUCAGUUGCAGGGAUGGUUACACUUACACAUGGCUACUUCUUAAUUAAUCAAGAGGUCAACAAAGAUGCAACCAAGUCGUUGGACAAGUGCCACGAUCUUUAUAAGUGGUCGUCAAUGAUUGCUCGGCUAUACAAUGAUUUGGCUGCUUCAUCGGACGAGAUAGAAAAAGGCGUAAAUGCAAUAUCAUGUUACAUGAAUGAUCAAUCUGUUAGUGAAGAAGUCGCGCGUGAACAUAUAGAAAGUCUAGUCGACAAAGCAUGGAUGAAAAUGAUCGAGGCUCGAAUUUCUUGUUCUGGAGAAUUGGCAGAUCCGGUAAUUGAAACGGCCAUUAAUCAAGCAAGAGUUGUGCAGUGUAUAUAUCAGUAUGGUGACAAAGUAAAAUCUCCUGACGCUACAACUAAGGCUGGAAUCUUGUCUAUGCUUAUUCAGCCGAUUACCAUUAGAAAAUAAGUGCACCAAUUCAUGUCCUGCACACGUACAGCCACUACAUCCCACAUUUUUGUUUUUGUUGAAAGAUACUCGUACUAUUUUAUAAACUCCCCGGUCGGAUCAAUAACCAAAAAGUCUUUUCCCACAAUUAUUUUGGAAAAACCUCGGGUUUUGUUAAGAAUAUUUUGAAGGUUGGAGAUUGAAGAUCGACAGUCUCAUCCAUCCACUCAUCAAUUUAUUAAUUAAUUGUUUAAUUUCUUCACUUUUGUCAUUUUAAACAUUAUAAUUAUUUUCAUGUCUAUAUAUAAUAUAUUUAUAGAUAAAGUACUUGUGUUUAUUUUAA